AUGAGUGAGCUUGACGACAGGGAGCAUGAUGACAAGGAGCUUGCUCAGAAGGAGCUCACUGAGAGGGAGCUUGCCGACAAGCUCGCCUCCUUUGCGACAGCUGUGACCAAAGGCGAACCUGACUCUACCAUCCUCGCCAUGCUCAACGACUUCGAGGCGUCGGAUGCCCCAAGUGAGGAUACUCUUCGUAGAACCGGCGCUGGCAGACACGCGGGUAAGCUUCGCAGCAGCACCAACAAGGAGAUCGCCCGUGUGGCCCUGAAGGUCGUGGACAAGUGGAAGAAGAAUGUGGGUCCUAGGAACAACUCCAAGGGCGAUGCGCGUCUCAAGAUGAAGAUGGCCGCCUCUUCACGCACCAGCACCCCGUCCAAUACCGCCUCGCCCGGUCCCCCUCCCACGCCCUCCGUCAACCAGCCCUACCAGGGCGACACCGAGAAACGCCACUUCAAGGUGGACAAGGUCGACCUGAAGCGCACCUCCUCUGACGUCCGCAACAACUGCAUCGGCGUGUUGUACAACGGACUUGCCUACCGGUCCACCGACUCCGUCGAGGUCGUGGUCGCCAAGGCUAUCGAGGUGGAGGCGGCCGCCUUCAAGCACUUCAAGGGCGAGGGUGGCGAGUACAAAGUGAAGAUCAGGUCCCUGUUCUCGAACCUCAAGGUCAAGAGCAAUCGCGAGUUGGGUCGUAGGGUCAUGUCCGGGGAGAUUACCCCUGCCGAAUUUGUCAAGAUGAGUCAGGAUGAGCUCAAGUCCCAGGAGCACAAAGAGCGCGACAACAAGCUUGAGAAGGAGAACAUGAACAAGGCCCAGGUUGCCCAGCCCGAGAAAUCCAUCAGCGACGCCCUCACCUGUGGCAAGUGUGGCCAGAAGAAGGUCAGCUACUCUCAGGCACAGACCCGCAGCGCCGAUGAGCCUAUGACCACUUUCUUUCUCCUAAGCACGAAACGGCAGACGGCGUGA
Messenger RNA from Diaporthe amygdali, 960 nucleotides. Its product is annotated as transcription elongation factor s-ii. The record is from RefSeq and is a predicted model, not a curated record. The coding region runs from base 1 to 960 and encodes 319 amino acids. Gene Ontology annotation, molecular function: RNA polymerase II transcription regulatory region sequence-specific DNA binding; zinc ion binding. Gene Ontology annotation, biological process: transcription elongation by RNA polymerase I; DNA-templated transcription; transcription antitermination. Gene Ontology annotation, cellular component: nucleus. The transcript has 3 exons. NCBI's taxonomy places the organism in Eukaryota, Fungi, Ascomycota, Sordariomycetes, Diaporthales, Diaporthaceae.